Molecule: messenger RNA, 5563 nt
Organism: Pangasianodon hypophthalmus (striped catfish)
Lineage: Eukaryota; Metazoa; Chordata; Actinopteri; Siluriformes; Pangasiidae
Product: zinc finger protein 850
Exons: 16
Coding region: 212-5002 (1596 amino acids)
Cellular component (GO): nucleus
Molecular function (GO): protein binding; histone methyltransferase activity
Source: RefSeq, a predicted model, not a curated record
CUGCUUCUCCAACCGCCUGAAAUAAUGAAGAAGAAAAAGACCCUACAGUUUUGUCGCCUGAACAGCUUUAGCCAGGCUAAUCAUCACUUUAAAUAAUUUCUGACAGAGUUUUGCAGUUGCAGUUCGAUGGAAUUAAAAAUUAAAGCACGUUAUUGUGUCUGUUUUUGAGGAUUUAAAACGUCGUUCUGCUUUAAAACCCUGAGAUGUUAUAAUGAGCUCAGCAGGAGACAGACAGCGCUCCUCCAGGAAGUCUCGGGCUCCUGAUCCUGCUCCCUCACAGCUGUGUGAGGACGUGAAAACAGAGACUUCAGAUGGAGGAACAUUCGACGUGUCAGAAGUGAAGAAAGAGGAGACGCUGGAGCUGAACAUCUACAACCAUGGAGACGACGUUGACAACACACCUGAAGUUAUCUCCAUUAAAGAGGAAAAUCCUGACAAUAAAGACUACCUCUACUGUGAGAUUUGCAAAUCCUUCUUCUUCAACAAGUGUGAGGUUCACGGACCGCCCCUCUUCAUCCCUGAUACUCCUGUUCCCAUGGGAAUCCCUGACCGAGCCAGACAAACUCUUCCUCCUGGACUAGAGAUUCGGAAGUCCGGUAUUCCUGACGCAGGCCUGGGAGUGUUUAAUAAGGGGGAGAGUGUUCCAGUAGGCGCACACUUCGGACCCUACCAGGGAGAGCUGGUAGACAGAGAGGAAGCCAUGAACAGUGGCUACUCCUGGGUGAUAUGCAGGAGCAGGCAGUAUGAAGAAUACAUAGAUGCCAAAAGAGAAAUGCAUGUGAAUUGGAUGCGGUAUGUGAAUUGCGCACGUAAUGAUGAAGAACAGAAUCUUGUGGCUUUUCAGUAUCGAGGGGGAAUUCUGUAUCGUUGCUGUCGACCCAUUAACCCAGGACAGGAGCUGUUGCUGUGGUAUGAAGAGGAGUACUCCAAAGAGCUCAGUCCUGCGUUUGACUACCUCUGGAACAAAAAGUGCUCCACAAAUGAAGCAAACAACGGUCUGUUGCAAGUCUUUUCCUGCUCUGCAUGCCCUCUUUACUAUGCAUCUCAAAUUUACCUCGACAAACACAUCCAGAGAUGCCACCAUGAAGAGUAUGUGAAACUGCGGGAAUCAGGAGAGAUUAAACAUGAACUUCACAUCCCCUACAAAGGCUCCAGUAGUCAGCCAGCAUCAUCUGAUACUCGCAGUUCUGACACUUCUCAGAAUGAUAUACAGAAGGACAUUCACCACUGUUCAGACUGUGGAAAGAGUUUUACUCAUCAGAAUGCCCUCAAAACACACCAGUGCAUUCACACAGGAGAAAAACCACAUCACUGCUCACUGUGUGGAAAGAGUUUCUAUCAGUGGAGCAACUUCGAACGACACCAGCGCAUUCACACAGGAGAGAAGCCAUAUCACUGCUCACAGUGUGGAAAGAGUUUUACUCAUCAGAGUGCUCUCCAACGACACCAGCACAUUCACACAGGAGAGAAGCCGUAUCACUGCUCACAUUGUGGUAAGAGAUUUACUCAACAGAGUCAUCUCCAAAGACACCAGCAUAUUCACACAGGAGAGAAGCCGUUUCACUGCUCACAGUGUGAAAAGAGUUUUAAUCAACAAGGUGAUCUCCAACGACACCAGCGCAUUCACACAGGAGAGAAGCCAUAUCACUGCUCACGAUGUGAGAAGAGUUUUAAUCGACAGGAUCGUCUCCAACAACACCAGAGCAUUCACACAGGAGAGAAGCCAUAUCACUGCCCACAGUGUGGGAAGAGUUUUAAUAGACAGGAUCGUCUCCAAAGACACCAGCAUGUUCACACAGGAGAGAAGCCAUAUCACCGUUCACAAGGUGGACAGACAUUUACUCAAGAGAGUACUCUACAACACCACCAGAGCAUUCACACAGGAGAGAAGCCAUAUCAUUGCUCACAGUGUGGGAAGAGUUUUACUAGCCAGAGUAAUCUUCGAAAACACCAGCGCAUUCACACAGGAGAGAAGCCAUAUCUUUGCUCACAGUGUGGGAAGAGUUUUACUAACCAGUGUAAUCUCAGAAAGCACCAGCACAUUCACACAGGAGAGAAGCCCUUUCAGUGUUCAAAGUGUGAGAAAAGUUUUAAUCGACAGAGUAAUCUCCAACAACACCAGCGCCUUCACACUGGAGAGAAGCCAUAUCACUGCUCACAGUGUGGCAAGAGUUUUGCAGCCAAGGGUAAUCUACAAACACAUCAGCGCAAUCACACAGGCGAGAAGCCGUAUCAUUGCUCACAGUGUGGGAAAUGUUUUACUUACCAGAGUCAUCUCCAAAUACACCAGCGCUUUCACACAGGAGAGAAACCCUAUCACUGCUCACAGUGUGGGAAGAGUUUCCACCAGCAGAGUACUCUCCAAGUCCACCAGCGCAUUCACACUGGAGAAAAGCCAUAUCACUGCUCCCAGUGUGGGAAGUGCUUUAAUCGACAGAAUCAUCUUCAGACACACCAGCGCAUUCACACUGGAGAGAAGCCGUAUCUUUGCUCACAGUGUGGAAGGACGUUUACUUAUUCAGUUACAUUUAAGACCCACAAGUGCACUAACUCAGAGACAUUGCAUGAUUUAAAAUUGUCAAAAGAGCCUGAAAGGCAAAAGCAAGGCUGCCUCAGCAAGGUGCACCUCAAGAAGUACCAGUGUUCUGGGGUGGUAAUGAACAUGGAAGUUUGUGCAGUUGUCAGCUGUGUCUGUGAGCUGGUGGAGGCUAAUCCAGGCCACUCCCUGGACUCUGAUUCUGGAGUUGAGCAACAUGAGACAUGCUGGUUCAUUCUCCAUCUGGAAGAGCCCUGGGAUAAGGGCUAUGGACACACCAUCCUCAUCCUCCUCAGUCGAGCACCAAGAGAGAUGCACUCUGUUAUAAUGAGUUCAGCAGGAGACAGACAGCGCUCCUCCAGGAAGUCUCGGGCUCCUGAUCCUGCUCCCUCACAGUCUCCCACAACUAUGGAGGUAUUUUCCAAACUAAUUUCAAAAGUAAUUGCUAUUUCAUCUCUAAGCCAAAAUUUCCUUUACAUCUGCAUUUCCGAUGCCUUGCACAGAAACCUGUCCAUCAGUGCCGGAGGUGGGAGUUUCCUAUGGGGCGUGUUUGUAUUCGGAAGUGACGUCAGUUACAGUCGACUUGAGUUUUGGCUCCACAUGCGACGCCGUGGAAGUGAAACAGCAAACGGGCUGUGUGAGGAUGUGAAAACAGAGACUUCAGGUGGAGGAACAUCAGAUUCUGAGGACCAGCAGAAUGGAGGAGUCCAUAUGGAGCUCAGAUCUCACUGUGUGAAGAAAGAGGAGACGCUGGAGCUGAACAUCUACAACCAUGGAGACGACGCUGACAACACACCUGAAGUUAUCUCCAUUAAAGAGGAAAAUCCUGACAAUAAAGACUACCUCUACUGUGAUGUUUGCAAAUCCUUCUUCUUCAACAAGUGUGAGGUUCACGGACCACCCCUCUUCAUCCCUGAUACUCCUGCUCCCAUGGGAGUCCCUGACCGAGCCAGACAAACUCUUCCUCCUGGACUAGAGAUUCGGAAGUCCGGUAUUCCUGACGCAGGCCUGGGAGUGUUUAAUAAGGGGGAGACUGUUCCAGUAGGCGCACACUUCGGACCCUACCAGGGAGAGCUGGUAGACAGAGAGGAAGCCAUGAGCAGUGGUUACUCCUGGGUGAUGUACAGAAGCAGGCAGUGUAAAGAAUACACAGAUGCCAAGAGAGAGAUGCAUGCUAACUGGAUGGGGUUUGUGAAUUGUGCUUGUAAUGAAGAAGAGCAAAAUCUUGUGGCAUUUCCAUAUCAAAGUGGGAUUCUGUACCGUUGCUGUCGACCCAUUAACCCAGGACAGGAGCUCUUGGUGUGGUAUGAAGAUAACGCCAAAGAUCUCAAUCCUACCAUUGACUACCUCAGGAGCCAAAAUUGCUCCUCAGAUGAAGUAAACAACGGUCUGUUGCAAGUCUUUUCCUGCUCCGCAUGUCCUCUUUACUAUGCAUCUCGAAUUGACCUCCACAAACACAUCCAGAGGUGCCACUAUGAAGAGUGUGUGAAACUGCAGGAAUCAGGAGAGAUUAAACAUGAGAUACAGAUUCCCUCUAAAGGCUCUAGUUGUCAGCCAACAUCAUCUGAUACUCUCAGUUCUGACACUUCUCAGAAUGAUAUACAGAAGGACAUUCACCACUGUUCAGACUGUGGAAAGAGUUUUACUCAUCAGAAUGCCCUUAAAACACACCAGUGCAUUCACACAGGAGAAAAGCCGUAUCAGUGCUCACAGUGUGGAAAAGGUUUUACUCAACAAAGUAAUCUCCGCAAACAUCAGCGCAUUCACACAGGAGAGAAGCCGUAUCACUGCUCGCAGUGUGGGAAGAAUUUUACUCAUCAGAGUCAUCUCCAAAGACACCAGCACAUUCACACAGGAGAGAGACCGUAUCACUGCUCACAUUGUGGUAAGAGAUUUACUCAACAGAGUCAUCUCCAAAGACACCAGCAUAUUCAUACAGGAGAGAAGCCGUUUCACUGCUCACAGUGUGGAAAGAGUUUUAAUCGUCAGGGUACUCUCCUAGUCCAUCAGCGCAUUCACACAGGAGAGAAGCCGUAUCACUGCUCACAGUGUGAGAAGAGUUUUCCUGACCAGAGUAAUCUCCGAAAACACCAGCGCGUUCACACAGGAGAAAAAUCGUGUCACUGCUCACUGUGUGGAAAGAGUUUUACUCAACAGAGUGAUCUCCAUCGACACGAACGCAUUCACACUGGAGAAAAGCCGUAUUUCUGCUCCCAGUGUGGCAAGAGUUUCACUCAGCAGAGUAAUCUCCAUCUACACCAACGCAUUCACAUAGGAGAGAAGCCAUAUAACUGUUCACAGUGUGGGAAGAGUUUUACUCAACAGAGUACUCUCCAAAAACAUCAGCGCAUUCACACAGAAGAGAAGCCCUAUAACUGCUCACAGUGUGGGAAGAGUUUUACUUAUUCGAUUUCAUUUAAGGCCCACAAGUGCACUAACACGGAGCCACUGAAUUUAUCAGAUUAAACAUUUAGUGCAGUGAUUAAUAUUAUAAUGCUUGCUUUUGAUCUUAGAUGGGUAUACAUGUAAAAGACUUGUCGAAAUAAUCAAUAAUGCCAAUUAUGAAAAAUUAUUAACAUGGAUUUUAUAUUCGAUGCAUUGUUUACUUAACCAACAACAGAAAUGUGAGAGCACAGAGGCUUCUAUCCCUGGGAAGAAUAUAAUGCCAUAGUGAAGCUGCGGCACCACAGUGAAGGGGACGUCACCCCUGUUGUACUACUCCACUCAUAGAGAGUUCCACAGUUCAUAGGAAUUCGUCUGUAUGCUGCUUAAACUGCUAGAUCUUCAGAGAGAGAGAGUGUAAGAGUGCAUGAGUUUGUGUCUGAAUUCCAAACGUUAGAAAAGCUGUUUUUUUGACACAGCAGUGCAUCUGGCUAAAAGCUGUAAAGGUUAUAACUGUAUUUGUUUCUUAGGAUAACAACUACUGGUUUUUCUAUAUAUGAACAUAACAGUGGAAGAUAAUGCUGUGCAUCUGAAUUGUAUCUCCCACUGGGACAUGUACAAAUAAAAGACGAGACUUAAGACAGA